CGAGGCGCUUCGCCGAUCACGUGACGCGAGGGCAACGUUUACAAGGGUUACCGGCGCGCUGCGUCAUUUGACUACCUCUCCUCGUCCUCUCGAACACCUUCCGCGAGACUCGUCGUCACCCGCUCGUCGAGUCUGUCUCCAGUCGAGGAGACACCUGAGGAGGCCUGAGCGCGAGAGGGACACCAGUGGCAUCGUCCACUUGAUCGCGAACAAUCGGGAGGACCAGCCGCGACAACAUGGAUCGAUCGUCGAAAUUGCUACUGCGAAAGGUCAUCGUGGACUUCCUUUGCAUAGCGGUCGUGGGACUCACGGUGCUGAUGUUCUUCCUGUUCGGCAAACCGUACAAACGUGGCUUUUUCUGCAACGAUGAGUCACUGUAUCACCCGUAUCACGGCUCCACGGUUACCAGUCUGAUGCUGUACGUCGUCGGCAUUUGCCUUCCAGUAUUUACGAUUAUCACAGGAGAAUACUUGCACGCCAGGCACUGCACCGAACAAACGGGGAAGGUGCUGUUCGGCUAUUCCAUACCGCUGUGGAUAUACAACGCUUACGAGAAGGUCGGCGUGUUCCUUUUCGGCACGGCGUGCACCGUUUUAAUCACGGACAUCGCGAAGUACAGCAUAGGCCGGCUACGGCCGCACUUCAUGACGCUGUGCGUGCCGAACGUGAACUGUACCUUGGCUAAGAAUCAGCACUGGUACAUCCAGGACUUCGUCUGCACCGCAUCGGGCAUUACGGCGAAGCAGCUCAAGGAAAUGAGAUUAUCGUUCCCCUCCGGUCACUCGUCCUUCUCGGCCUACACCAUGGUCUACCUGGCGAUAUACCUUCAACUGCGGAUGAGAUGGAAAGGCAGCAGACUGCUCAAACACUUCCUCCAGCUGAUAUGUCUGCUCACAGCUUGGUUCACCGCGAUGUCCCGCAUUUCCGAUUACAAGCACCACUGGAGCGACGUGCUCGCGGGAUCCACCCUCGGCGUCAUCAGCGCUCUGGUGGUGACAUUCUUCGUAGCAAAUCUCUUCGGCGAGGAGAAGAAACACUCCGAGAAACACACCGCGGAGAAGCAUCAAUCGAACGAUUACGAGACGGAGAUGGGUAUACAGCUGUCUGUGGGGAGCUAAGGUCCGGCCGGUCGUCGGUCGACGGACAUGAGAUCUCGGGUCGGGAUGUCGACGCGGCGUAGCUCCCAGCCCCGGAUCCUUAGUGACGAGAAAUCUUAGACCUGCGGGAAUUCCUUCUAUACCAUGAGACAGUACACUGCCUUACUACCGUUCUUUCCGGACCGCUCAUAACAAAGUAGAGAAGCAGUUUGGCCGAAUUUUCUGUCGGGCGAGCGCCGCGUCCCAGCCGUAUCGUGUGUGUAUCCUUUGUAACGUUGUAAUGUGUAACAAGGGCCGAGGUAGUCUCUCCCUCUUUCUUUUUCUGUCUGGCAGUAUUUAGAAGCCCGUUGACGCCUUGUAGAUCUCGCGCAGGAAGCGAGAAAUAGGAGAAGCUAGAAAGUGAGGAGAGGAGAGGAAAGAGACGCGAUUUUUCUAAACGCGCGGCUGAUAUCGUCGGCAGAUUGCAUGCACCUUGCCGUCUUUUAUCGUCGGGUUUCGGUCGAGCGACGUGUCCGGUUCGGGGAGCGGUGUCUGUUCUGCAGCGAGGAGCGACAGCUUUUCCUUUUUAUAUUUUAUUAUUCUGUUUUACGUUUCUCUAGCUUUGAAUAUUGCUCGAUGGAUAGAGAUAUGCGCUUUAGAAGCUUACGUUCUGUCUCGCUGUGUCGCGUCGUGUAAGCGCGAUCGAUACGAUAAAGAGGACGAAUGAUCUUCGGACGCGCCACCUUGUAGAGUAUUGUCGAUGGGAGAAAAUAUUUAUUUCUUGACCGCGACAUAUUUAUUUCUUACGUCCGACGGGUGCUUCGAUCCCUUUCCGCGUGAAUGAGAGCGAUAUGCCCCCCCCCCCCGUUUUUUUCUUUUUCUUACUAUAUUAAUUAAUGACAGUUUUAAGUUAUAGCUUUGCGCUGUAUUUACUCGAACGGCUUACUCUGUGCCGCAAUCGAAGUCUGUGCGCGUCACAAUCUGUCGUAGCGAGCGUCGUUUGCGCAUCCGAAAUGUACUUCACGCCACACUCGGCGGCAAUGGAGACUGGACGUGGUUCACAAGUGCGAAUGCGUGAUAGUAUUUAGGGUGUUAGGUAUCUUAUAGUCCUUCCUUUAAUGUUUUUUUAUAAUAGUAUUAUUUCGGUUUCGUGUGUGCAAACGGCGUUCCUCUUGUAACUGCGCAUCCGAGCAAGUCUCAAUGUGUACUCGUGUAGGGAAUAUUUAUAUUUUUCGAAUAGCUGAGUUUUUCCGUCAUAUUUUACGCAUGUUGGCCUAUUCUGUGAGAGUACGGGUGUAGUUCGUAGAAUCACAGCCGUUAAAUAGUGAAUGUAAAAGAGAUAACUCUCGGAAACAGGUGGGAGAGAUGGCGCAUAAGAUAUAAAGCAAUUUCGAAUUCAUCCGUGUGAGUAAACAUAUAUGACUUAAUGCCGUAGUGAUUAGCAAUUGCGAAAACGUUAUAAACGCGAUUACUAAACGUUAUAAUGACUUUACUAUAACGUGACGACGAGCUGCCAUCAGUAAGAACCGCGAUGAUUCUUAUCCGUGAUUUAUGACGCUGAGAUUAUACGAUAUAUUCUAACGAAGACUUAAUCAUCUCUGUGAAAGUAAAUUCUCGAUUUUGAAAUUAGAAAUUUACUUCAUAAUAUUUACUUUCCAUUCCAUCUUUUAUUACCGGGGAUGUAUUUACCUUCUUGUUCAGAUGUAGAAAACUGAGAUUUCUUCUUUUUUUUUUUAAUUUAAUAAUUUCGGUUAAUCUAUCGCCAUAAAUAGUUAUUUUUAAAUAAAAUAUAUAUAAAUAUAUUGAGAGAAUCUUAUAUGUAGUAAAAUCAGGCCCUUACGAUUGGUUACUCGUUGUUGAUGAUUGAUUGAUAUUUUCUACACUUCUUACGCACUCGAUGGAUAUCGAGAACAUAUACGUGUGAUUAAUCCUACACAUAUUUAAUUAAUGUAGACGAUAUAUGGUGCUCUAGAAAUCGUCAAGUGUGCGUCGGCGGUCCGUUCAAUUAAAAGUAUUUGAACCUCCAUAAGUGGAAAGCCGCGUACACUUGCAUAUUGAUAUAUAUAUAUAUAUGAAAAUCUUUAUUUAUUUUAUAACAAGCCAU
This is a messenger RNA of Dinoponera quadriceps, 3180 nucleotides long. It is a transcript of the gene wun, whose product is annotated as putative phosphatidate phosphatase. Lineage: Eukaryota; Metazoa; Arthropoda; Insecta; Hymenoptera; Formicidae. Gene Ontology annotation, biological process: phospholipid dephosphorylation; phospholipid metabolic process; signal transduction. The transcript has 8 exons. The record is from RefSeq and is a predicted model, not a curated record. Gene Ontology annotation, molecular function: phosphatidate phosphatase activity. Bases 237 to 1118 code for a protein of 293 amino acids.